GCUUUUAUACAUGAAGCUUAAUGGUUAAAUAACUUACUGCAGUACAACACACUUUAUUUGAUAUUACACAGCUCUAACUGUGGACUGUGGACCUUCCAGGACAUAUAACACAGCAGGUGGGAGUACUCAUACUGACUCAUACUGUCAACCUCUGUACUGACUUUUAUACUGUUUUACUUGGGUAAACCAAGAGCGCUUUUCCACCAUUGCGCAAAACCGUUUUAACCACGGUUGGAACGGUUACAGUUAUCCAAGUGAGCCUGGUUCGACACGGCACGAUUACAAACUGGUUUACAAACUCGGCUCUGAUUUUUUGGCACGGUUGUCUAACCGUGCUGAAUCGUGCUAAUAGAAUGCAUGCAGAGACGUUAUAGCUCCAUCUCUUGUGUUACCAAGGCAGCGCGUGUCGCGUUUGUGUUUACAUUAUAAAGAUUUUCGUUAUCAGCCCUGCAGUGGAAAAUGAAACAUUUUAAGUACCGGCUGGGCCAGAUCGGCACGGAGUGGAACGAUUAAGCAACCAGAACGAUUCUGUGCGAUGGGGCAAAAGUGCUCCAAGUCCAUGUUGUAACGAGCUUUAUUUGAAUAUGACACUCAAUGUUGUUUGGUUACCAAUGUUCUUCAAAUAUCUUCUUUUGUGUUCUGUAGAAGAAAGAAAGUUUCGGAAUGUUUGGGGUUUGGAAUGACACAAGGGUGUGUAAAGGAUGAAGUUUUCUUUUUGGGUGAACUUUCCCUUAAGGUUGUUUGUUAACUUUCCAUCCAUAGCUGCAGAAGGUGUGUGACGUGGGCCAGUGCAAUGGAAGCCUCUGAGAUUGAAGGGCGCACUUUUAUGGAGGUGAUCAGUGAAAAAUACAGCCCAGAGAACUUCCCGUGCCGUCGAGGUCCAGGCAUGGGGGUGGUGGUUGUGCCAUCAGGGCAACAAGGAUCACCAAUGAAAGACCGUCUGAACCUUCCCAGUGUGUUGGUCAUGAACGGCUGUGGAAUCAGUCACGCGGGGCAUGAGGGAGAAAUCGCUGCCUUCUGUGCUCACGUGGUAGAACUUGAUUUGUCCCACAACAAGCUCCAGGACUGGCAUGAAAUCACCAAAAUUGUUUCUAACAUCCCAAACCUGGAGUUCCUGAACCUCGCCUCUAACCAGCUGAGUGAUGCAGUCCUGGAGCCAGACUGUGCUAAGGCCUUCUCCAGCAUCCGGCGUCUAGUUCUUAACAAUACUCAAGUGUCCUGGGACACAGUGCACACGUUCACACGAGAGAUGCCUGAGUUAGAGGAAUUGUUCCUGUGCCUUAAUGAGUACACCACUGUGACACCUUUCCCCAUGCCCUGCUCCACACUGCGUCUGCUCCACAUCACAGACAACAGCCUACAGGAGUGGAACGAGGUGCGAAAAUUGGGCUCCAUGUUCCCUGCUCUGGACACUCUAAUCAUGGCCAACAAUAAUCUGAGCUCCAUUGACGACACGGGAGAAAUCCUUCUCCGGCUCUUUCCUAACCUACGAACCAUCAAUCUGCAUAACUCAGGGCUUAAUCAGUGGGAGGACAUCGAGAAGCUAAACUGUCUGCCCAAACUGGAAGAGGUGAGGUUGCAAGGUAUUCCUCUGCUGCAGGCCUACACAAGCGCAGAGCGUCGCAGUUUAGUGAUAGCCCAGCUCCCGUCAGUGACCUGCCUGAAUGGGAGUGUCGUGACUGACGGAGAGAGAGAAGACGCUGAGAGAUUCUUUAUCCGUUAUCAUUUAGAUCAUUCAGAGAAAGAUCUGCCCCACAGGUAUCACUGCUUGGUGACCAAGUACGGGAAACUUGCUCCUCUGGCUGAGAUCGACCUGCGUCCACGUUGCCAUGCAAAGGUAGAGGUGCGUUAUGAAGACAAAGUGGAGCAGGUGAACAUCCGGCUAGACCAGACUGUGGCAGAGCUGAAGAAACAGCUAAAGAAUGUAGUGCAGCUCUCCACAAGCAACAUGCGCCUUUAUUACAUCGACAAGUGCUCUGCCUUUGGGCCAGAUGAGUUGAAAUACAGCGCGCGAGCUUUGCACUCUUAUAGCAUUCAAGAUGGGGACGAGAUCCUGGUGGUGGCCAAAAAAAAGUAGCUGUUGUGCCCCAGGAUUGUGAUUUCUGUAUUUAAAUGACCAAAUACUCUUUGAACUAGUGCCGUCUGGGCUCCACCGGUUGAUUUUCAGGGAACAAAUACGGGCUCAUCAGAUUUGCGGGGGACGAUUCAAGGACGAUUCAAGCGGCACUUCUCAUUUCACGUCACUACACAGUCACCAGAAACACCAUGACUCGUGUGCACUUUUAUUUCGGUUUAAUAAUGGUUUCCCGUCCGUCGCUGAAUUUUUGUUUCUUUGAGAAUAAAGCACAGAAGAGGGCUCUGGUAGCCUACAAUGUGCAUUUCGAUCAAGACAAUCACCUAUAGAUUAAAUCCACUGACUGAAAUAUCAAACUGAAUGAAAAUAUUGCACUGCACUGGGGUCUUAAAAAGAAGUCAUGGAUAUGUCCAUUGCCUGCUGAUGUGUGCCAUACGCUGUGUCAGCCAUUAAAUACGUGUCUCAGGCCUUAUAUAUCUUAUGGGUACUGCUCGCUUCACUUAAGUAAAGAUUUGGCAAGGAUCUCAUUCACAGUCCAGUUCAUUAGAUCUAUGUUUAUAAUCUGGUUGAUACCAGAAGAAAAUUGCAGUGUUGCAUGCUUUGUUUUUCCUUAUGAUUUUUUUAAAGAAACAUUUAUAUGUGCAGUAUUUUUAUUUAUUGAUUCACUGAGUGGUGUUCAAAAUAAGACAAAACAAACCAGUAGCAAAUCAGUUACGGUGUAUGACUGUAUUCAGCUAGUAUAGCAUAACCAGGGGUUGUGGCUCCUGUGUUAAUUAUUUAAGACCUUAUCGACUUGACUUGAAUUGAAUUGUAUGUUAAAAUGAGCAAUGCCAGACUGUGCAGAAUAUGUCAGGUGUCAGACAGAAUACUGAUUAAAAGGACCAGCAAAUUAUUUAUUUUGUUUAUUUCUGUGAUCAGAGAGACCCUCACAUUUUCUUGUCAUGCCUGGGUCACCAAUAUCCACCAGGUUUAGCAUCUGGAACUGGCUAAAACAAGAAGUUAUUGCAGUCAAAAUUAUUGAAAAAGGCCUGUUCACGCGAUGUAACAUGAUUUCUGACAAGAAGGAUUUUGUGAUUUAAAAAGUACUGUUAGUAAAUUUAAUUGUUUUUAUGUGCUGAAUACCAAUAUACUGUAUACUGUAGUGUAAACUUAGAUUUUACUGUGAAUGUUUUAAGUGCUCUGUAACAAACUAAAGGCUAAAAUAUUUAAAAUUAAGAAAUACCUGGACGAAAUCUAAAUGAUGUUGCUGUCGUUUUCAGAUUUUGGCUUUUUCUCUUUUUAUUAAUCAAGACUUAUAACCAAAUGGUGAAAUGAGUAGAUAGUCAGAGAUUUAUCAGUGGCUUAUACAUGCAUAACUUGUAUAGCUACAAAAAUAGAAAGUAAAUUAUAACACAAUCACUACCUGAAUUAGAGUAGUUCUGUUUGGUUUUAAAUACCUUGUAUUUGCACUAGGUUAAAAUUAUUGUUUCACUAGGAAAAGAAAGAUUGUCAGAUAUACUGUAUAUGAUAUAUAAAGUAAUGGAUAUAACCCUCUAUGCCUUUUACAUACAUUCCUUUUGCCUUCACCUGCUACCCUUGGUCUGACAUUAAAGCAGUAUGAAGCUUUGAAAAUUCCCUUUUAGACUAUCAAUAUUUUAUGUUCUGUACCCACACAGGACAUGCUACUGAUAAUAGCAUUUCACUUUUGCAUAAUUAUUUCAUGAUUUUGGAAAAUAUGUGCAUUAUUAAUAUUCUUUAUGAAUUUUAGUAUCUUGAAGGUGAUGUCACUGACAUUUCUUUUUUUUUUUUUUGAUGCGAUUUAAUUGUUUUUUUAAUCAUCUGAAAUGUACUCGUUUUCAUCUUUCCCAAAUAUUUUUUAUGUCUGUUUGUGAGAAUGUAUUAUAUUGUUAAAAAAUAUAUAUUUCUCGUUCUAUCUUUCCUCUCUGUUUUACAUUCUCACUACAUUUGCUGUCCUAAUGUUUAUUUGGGUGACACUAUCAUGAUGGGCGUGUGAAAAGGCUUUUAAACAUUAGAUGGAUGAUAAAUGUGAGAGUCAUUUAUGGAAUGGAUGUGUUAUGCCUGUUAUUGUAAUGAUCACUGAAAUACUUGACAGUUGCACACAGUCACACCAUUAAUGUGUUACAAUUUUAAAAUCAUAUUUGACUGUUUUAUGCCAUUGUUUUGCCAACAUGUGUGCUGAUGUGUAUCAGUUGAACGGAGUGGCUCGAAAGGACAAUAAACUUUUAUUGAUGGUCAUGA
Messenger RNA from Triplophysa rosa, 4312 nucleotides. It is a transcript of the gene tbcelb, whose product is annotated as tubulin folding cofactor E-like b. Lineage: Eukaryota; Metazoa; Chordata; Actinopteri; Cypriniformes; Nemacheilidae. The record is from RefSeq and is a predicted model, not a curated record. Bases 794 to 2077 code for a protein of 427 amino acids. Gene Ontology annotation, biological process: protein folding. Gene Ontology annotation, molecular function: alpha-tubulin binding. The transcript has 7 exons.